Messenger RNA from Diospyros lotus (date-plum), 1172 nucleotides. RefSeq names its product polyadenylate-binding protein 2-like. The transcript is spliced from 6 exons. Bases 38 to 718 code for a protein of 226 amino acids. Gene Ontology annotation, molecular function: RNA binding. The record is from RefSeq and is a predicted model, not a curated record. Lineage: Eukaryota; Viridiplantae; Streptophyta; Magnoliopsida; Ericales; Ebenaceae.
UAGAGAGGUAGAGAGAGGGGGAAGAGGCAAAGGGGAGAUGGAGGAAGAGGAGCACGAGGUAUACGGAGGGGAAAUCCCGGUAGAGGGUGAGAUGGAAGGAGACAUGACGGACCCUCACAACAACAACGCCACCGACGUCGAGAUGUCCGGCGCCGGUGACGACGACGCCGUCAAGGAACUGGAUGAGAUGAAGAAACGCCUGAAGGAGAUGGAAGAGGAAGCCGCCGCUCUCCGCGAGAUGCAAGCUAAGGUCGAGAAGGAAAUGGGCGCGGUUCAAGAUCCUGCCACUGCAGCUGCUAAUCAGGCAAGCAAGGAAGAGGUGGACUCGAGAUCAAUCUUUGUUGGCAAUGUUGAUUACGCUUGCACCCCUGAAGAAGUUCAGCAGCAUUUCCAAUCUUGUGGUACUGUGAACAGAGUGACUAUUCUGACUGACAAGUUUGGCCAGCCAAAGGGUUUUGCAUAUGUGGAGUUCCUUGAAGUAGAAGCUGUUCAAGAGGCUCUUGUUCUGAAUGAAUCUGAAUUACAUGGCCGUCAAUUGAAGGUUAUGCCUAAAAGGACUAAUGUUCCUGGGAUGAAGCAGUACCGUGCUAGGCGCUUCAGCCCUUACAUGGGUUACAGGUUCAGGAGGCCUUAUGUACCUCCUUAUUUCUACAAUCCAUAUGGAUAUGGGAAGGCACCCAGGUUCAGGAGGGCGAUGCGAUACAUGCCCUAUUACUAAAAAGCAUGUAAGAUGGAAGAAGCGCUAGUCUUUGAUGGAUGGGGUGGCGUGGUCCAUCCAGAAACUUACGUUAUGCUAUGUUGUCAAUAUAAAGAUAGAGGAGGGGAGGCCUCUAUGAUCCCUAUUUGCAUCGUGUCACAUAGAGCAAGCAGGAUAGCAUUAUCUUAUUACAUUAUACUAACUCUAGCUAAUGUAUUGGCAACAUGUGUGCUGGCAUCUCUGCCUUUGAAGUCUUAAAACUUCCUUUUAGAAUGCUUUACUAGCUAGCUCUCAAGUUUUCCGGAUAUUAUUUCCUGGGUUUGGAUAUUGUUUGGCACAAUCUAUUCUUCCCCACCGCUUGUUAGUCUAUUUCUACCACAAAUUGAGAGUAGGGUCGCAAUUGAGUCUAGCUAUUUGCGAGCAGUUUGGUGUUCAAUUCAAUAAAAGUUCGUUUGACUUUGUUUUUUGAGGUAAA